AUGGAAGGCUUGCCUUUUCUACCUGGGAACACAUUUCGGGAUCCCACUCAAAUGAAAUACCACGUGAGCCAGACUCUGGGGUACAAGAAUGGCUAUGCUAUUCCCAAGCGUCCAGAAAGAGGAAUUGGAGGGGCGCAACUGAUGCAAAACAAUUUGUCAGAAAAUGAACUUGAUGCCCUGUCAAACUUUAAACCUUCCAUGACAUAUGGACAGGCUAAACAAAAUCCACCAGUUACUUUCAUUCCUGCAUUUGUUGCAUGGGAUAAGAAGGUGCUGAGGUUCUAUGGCUACUUUAAGCAGACAGUGUACGAGUCUCCUUCAGAACAUUUCUGCAUCCGUCCGGUGGACAUUUAUUACUAUCUGGAGGAUGAUAGUAUAGUUGUGGUGGAGCCGCAUAUAGAGAACGCUGGAAUGCCUCAAGGCAAACUCAUCAGACGCCAGCGCUUGCCAAAGAAUGAACAAGGUGACAUUUGGCAUUGGAAGGACCUCAAUUUAGGAAUGAAUGUUGUGUUCUAUGGGAAGAACUUUCACAUCACAAAUUGCGACAAAUUCACAAAGGAUUUUCUGGAAAGCGAGGGCAUCAUAGUGAAUGAGCCCGAAAGUAUUCCCGUCGACCCGUAUAUAGUCAAGAGAGGCGAGGACUCAGCACUUCGCCAGUACCGGACCCCAUUCUCAUUUGAUAAGCUGAAACAGUUCCAAGAGCUAGACCAUAAAGUGCUGCGGUUCUACUGCAUGUGGGAUGAUCGAGACACUCUUUUCGGAGAACUGAGGCCCUUUAUUCUGCAUUACUAUCUGGUUGAUGACACGCUAGAGGUCCGAGAAGUGCACAAGCCAAAUGAUGGCCGAGAUCCAUUCUCAGUUUUGAUUGGUAGACACAGGAUUCCCAAAGACAGGGCCAAUAUUCCGCCAUCGUUCCCGUCUGGAGCUAUGGAACUCACUGAGCAAGAAGUCAAAGAGUACUUUACACCCAAGGACUUCCAGAUCGGCAAAACGGUUGUGAUCUAUGGCAGGCGAUUUUUCAUCUACGAUUGUGACAAUUUCACAAAGGGAUUCUACUACAAUCAUUUUGGGAUCACAAACUUUGACCCAAUUGAUGUGAAAGAGAAAGUUAAAGAGUUGCCAAAAAUGGAAAUCCCCGAGUACAACAGCUUUGGCUCAGUGGAAGACUCCUUGCAGUCAUGUAACUCGCUGAUCCCCCAUGCUCCCAAGAGAGACUUUGUCAAGUUGGUUGAGAAUGAUCAUAAAGAACUCCGGUUCGAAGCUAUGAUG
Messenger RNA from Candidula unifasciata, 1269 nucleotides. NCBI's taxonomy places the organism in Eukaryota, Metazoa, Mollusca, Gastropoda, Stylommatophora, Geomitridae. The record is from the annotation of a GenBank genome assembly.